Messenger RNA from Paramacrobiotus metropolitanus, 1966 nucleotides. RefSeq lists its product as uncharacterized. Bases 279 to 1727 code for a protein of 482 amino acids. Lineage: Eukaryota; Metazoa; Tardigrada; Eutardigrada; Parachela; Macrobiotidae. The record is from RefSeq and is a predicted model, not a curated record. The transcript has 2 exons.
UCAGUAGUCAGCACGAUCCACUCGGAUCCAGGUGCAUUUAUUUUUUUGAAUGUUUCUAAUCGAUAAAGAAAUUCUGUUCUAUUACGUACUUAAUUGUUAUUCUAAAAUUUUAUUCUGAGUUACCAGUUUUUCAGUGUCGUUAACUACGUGUACGUUCAAACUUUCUUGAAUGAGUGACUUAAGUUUGUAAACCUUCCUUGUUAUCCAAGCAAGAGUGAUCGGGGACUGCAGCUGUUGGCUGAAGUCUGAAUGCUAGUGGAAUUUUUCUUGUUAGUGUUAUGGCGGAUCAAGCUCCCACUGGAGAUGUACCAUCCCUGGCGAGUGUGCAGCCACCUGUCUCCAGUUCAAGUAAAACCGAUACAGAGACGAAAAAAUUGAAGACGGUUAGGGCCACCAGACCGAGAGGGAAGACUGUGCGUCCUGAUGACUCCGCGAAGAAACUCAGAACAUCUCCUGCCUCACAUCGCAGCCUCGAUGCGAUUGUGGAAGACGCCGAACCGUCUGCGUCUUCGCGGCCACCUUCAUCGACACCUCAGCUGGCUGUCCCGGACACCAAGGCGGCAGGGGAUGGGACUCCUAAUGUUGGUGCGAGUAGUAAACCGAGUUUAUCUCCUCCCGACGAGCCCGCGAUGAAAAGCGCUGCCAGCACGGCUCCUUCGUCUCCUGGCCUUCACAAACUGGACACUUCCCAUUCGUCUUCGGUGGCAGAGGAUUUUGAUCUGGAGGAGCUCUGUCGGAAGAAGGGAUUGAAGCGAGUAUUUGCGGUAUUUAACGACGAUGAUAAUGCGGAAAGCGAAGUCGAACGGAUGCCCGAGAAACUGUUUACUAGGAAUGUCAUGGUUAAAGUCUUCGAUCAGUGCAGAAAGAUCGUCAGUUCCUUGGAUAAGCUACAGCGCCAUUUCGGUUUGAUAAAGGAUAAGUUGUACCGAGCACGAUGCCUUGGUAUGGAUCAGGGCAUCGAAGCCGUUCAGAAAGGCGAAUCUCCUUUCUUGGAGCAGCACAUGCUGAAAAUAAACCGCACCUGUGAGGAAGAAUUGAAGAAAGCCAAAGAUCUCCUUUCAGUCCGUAUUGACUCAAUUAAUCUGGAAUACGACUCGGCAGUGAAGGCGCUCUGGGAGUCCAUCGAGACCGAAGUGGAGCGGAAGCAGCGUUUGAGAAAGGUGCGCUUGGUGGAAAAUAUGAUCCAGCACGAAAGCGACUUCAUGCAGACGCAACUACGCCAUCUUUGUACGCAGCUGAAGAAUCAGCUAAAAAACGGUGGUCCUGUGACAACAGUAUUCAACGGAGUCUUACUUAACACGGGAACCGAAGUAUCCAUUGAGGAAUCCGUAGCGGAUGUGUGGAAGAUAAUGAAGACAUCUAUUCGACAGAAAUACUGGAAUCGAUAUUUAUCCCCGGAAGCGGAAGCGCUUACCGAGGACAAAGAACGCACCGCUAGACGGAAACUAAUCCAUAAUGUGCUUGUUAAUCAGCAAGCGGAGACGACCAGUGGAGAGGCGAAAGCUCUGAAACGGUCUGCAGGACCGAUAAAUGAAAAUUCAUCAAAAAGGAAGAAAGUUGUCAACAGCCGCAAUAAGGAUUCCGGUCAAUCAAAAGCCGAUAAUGAAGUAUCAACAGGUAUCGCUGCAGAAGGAUUUCAAGUUCAUCCGGUUCCGGAAGUUGAUGUUCAUCCUGGUGGUCCUUCUAGUACCGCGGAAAGGGAUGCGACAUCGGAAAGAAGUAAUUAGUUCAAUGAUGGAUCUGCUUAAGUUCAGUGAAUUGCCUGUAAAAGAAUGGGUGAUUUGUAAGUGUUAUUAGUGACCUUUGUACCUGCAUUCCGUUGCGCUGUAUUUAUUGUUUUAGGAAAGCUUUUGAGAUUGGUUUUGAAGAUUUGCAAGUUAAUUUGGUUUAUAUCUGUCUCGUUCGGAAUUUUCUUGGUUACUUCAAAGUAUUUGGACUUGUUAGUAUUAAAUUACAGUAAAAGGUA